Molecule: messenger RNA, 1270 nt
Organism: Drosophila suzukii
Lineage: Eukaryota; Metazoa; Arthropoda; Insecta; Diptera; Drosophilidae
Source: RefSeq, a predicted model, not a curated record
UAGUGGCAACCGAAUCGAAAACGAAAGUGGAAAUGUUGCAAUGCCGCCGGCCGCUCCAUCUCCUUCACCUCCUCCUCGCUCGCCCACGCCGCUCGCUCUUGGCCAGCCGGCAUUGAAUUGCACUUGGUUCUGCUUGAAUAAGCUGUCAAAGAGCGCCGGAUUUCGGAACCCAGGGAAACCAUACAUUUAUCCGAACAUAUACGGUCAUUAUGAUAGAACGAGAAAUUAUCCACACGACCCCCGCUUCAAAGCGCAUCUUCGAAGUUCUUCAGGAUGUCCUGCAGUUCUUGGUGCUCUUCGUGAGAAUCCUGCUGGAGUUGUUUGUUACCCUGGUACAGACUUUCUUGCCCAAGAAAUUGAAAGAUAUCAGCGGGGAGAUAGUCCUGAUUACAGGAACUGGACAUGGAAUAGGCCGGGAGCUCGCCCUUCACUAUGCUUCUUUGGGUAGCACAGUGGUUUGUGUUGACAUCGAUGAGAAAAACAACUCGCAGACUGUGCAGAAGGCCAAACGCCUCAAUCUAGGCGAAGUUUACAGCUACAGCUGCGAUGUAUCCAAGCGAGAAGAGGUUAUGGCCCUAGCGGAUCGGGUCAAGGCCGAGGUUGGACACAUAUCGGUGCUUGUAAACAAUGUCGGCAUAAUGCCCACCCACCCAAUCCUCCAGCAAUCGGCCGAGGAAAUCCAGCGGGUUUUCGAUGUGAAUGUGUUCUCUCAGUUCUGGACCAUCCAGGCCUUUUUGUCCCACAUGCAAGAGAAGAAUCGUGGCCACAUCAUCUGCCUCUCUUCUAUUGCCGGCUUGGUUGGGAUCUCCAACUUGGUGCCCUAUUGCGCCACAAAAUUCGCAGUUCGUGGGCUGAUGGAGGCACUGCAUGCAGAGUUACGAGAGGGACCUUACAGGGAUCUGAUAAAAACAACCACCAUCUUCCCCUACAUGACCAACACCGGCCUGUGCAAGCAUCCCAAGGUGAAGUUCCCCUCGAUCCUGGGCCUGCUGGAUCCCAAGCAGGUGGCCAGAAGAAUCGUGGAGGCCCACCGCUCCGGUCUUAUGGAGGUAACCAUUCCCAGCUGCCUGCUGCACAUCAACAACUGGACGCGACUCCUGCCCGAUCAUUGCGGCCUGAUGCUGAAGGACUUUAUCGACAGCGGUGUGGAUUCGGAUUUAAUUUAGGUUACCCUCGAUUUAGUAGAUCAUAGAUCGAGUUACAACAUGUUGCAGUACAAUAAACUUACUUUUGGAGUAUGUAUUAAAAUAAAAUCAAAACUAAUAUGAUA